Messenger RNA from Cuscuta epithymum, 2019 nucleotides. The record is from the annotation of a GenBank genome assembly. NCBI's taxonomy places the organism in Eukaryota, Viridiplantae, Streptophyta, Magnoliopsida, Solanales, Convolvulaceae.
AUUUUUCUUCACCAAGUCGAUCUGCUGGGACGUAUUCCGUCUUUCAAAAUCUGCCGCCGGUGUUCUCUUGGCCAGCACCAACUCUGGUGCCGCACGUUACCUUGGAUCUGCCACCCUUCUCGACUGGAUCAUUCGCAGGGGCCACGUUCGUUGGCUCUCCGGGGGUGUCAUCUACCUUACCACCUCCUCGGACCACCGUUGGCAGCCCUACAGCGUCCCCCUUGGUAGAACUCGCCACCACCAUCUCUCAUGUGGCAACCAAUGUCACCAAUAUUGUUACUACCAAGCUUCUUGCGGUUAAAGAUUAUACUACAUGGAGGACCCAGUUUGAAUCUUUUCUUGUCUCGCAAGCUCUCCUUGGCAUGGUAGAUGGUUCUAUUCAGGUACCUCCUCCUUAUUCCAUAGAUGUUCUAAACCGUCAAUCUCCCAAUCCCGAAUUUUCAAUUUGGCUAAGAAUUGAUCAAACAAUUCGUUCUUGUUUAUUUGCAACUUUAUAUCGUGAUGUUCUUAUUAAUGUUCGGGAGUUAAAACAUUAUUAUCAAAUUUGGGAGAGGUUAGAAUCUCGAUUUAUGUCAGCUAGUUUAGCUAGAUCUAUGGAAUUAAAGAGGUUGUUUUCUCAAAUUAAAAAGAAACCUGAACAGUCCAUGGAUAGAUACUUACGGGAGAUAAAAUCUUUAUUUGAUGAUCUUGCUACAAUUAAUUGCCCCGCAUCGUCUCGUGAGUUGCUUAAAAUUACCAUUAUGGGGUUGGGUCCUGAGUAUGAAUCUUUGUUGACCACUGUCUCAUUGUCCCCUCAAAAUUUCCCGUUUGAAACACUCCGUAAUCAUCUACUUGAGCAAGAACAGCGGGUACUGUAUCCCGGAUCCCAGGACUCUUCCUCCAUGCAUCACGCGUUUGCAGCUUCUGCUCCUUACUCCAGUUCGCAAACUGGCCCACAACAGGGCGGGUCCCAUCAGGUUCAGCAACCACCGGUCGGAAAGCAACAACAACCUCGGUACUCGGCUCAGCAACAUCAACCGCAACGUGGACGUGGUCGCGGGAGAGGUCGUGGUUGGAUAUGCUUCACAUUUAGGGGGUGUGCCAUCUACGAGUACUGUUAUUUGUCAUUCCACCAUCACCUGUCCAUCUCAUUUUUCUCCUUCGAUCGUCUGCUCCAGCUUUGUUGACUACUCCUGGAGAAUCUAAUUCCGCCUUAUGGUAUCCUGACUCCGGAGCUUCUGCUCAUAUGACCGCAUCUGAAAGUAUUUUAUUCAAUAAAUCCUGUUUACAAUGGCUAUAAUUCGGUUAGUGUUGUUAAUGGUGCCCAUUUACCCAUUUGUCAUAUUGGUGUUGUUUCAUUACCUUCUUCUGGUCGUCCUCUCACAUUAAAAUCUGUUUAUCAUGUGCCUCAGUUAAAAUAUAAUUUAAUUUCAAUUCAACGGCUUUGCGCAGAUAAUAAAAAAAAUUCUUUUUUGAUUAAGGACAAAGCCUCGGGGGCGGUGCUUCUUCGAGCUACCGGUAGUGGACCACUCUACCCUAUCAGCCUGCCAUCAUCUUCAUCAGUAGUUUUAGCUUCUAUUAGCAUCUGACCCUGUGCGGCACCGUAGAUUAGGUCAUUGCGGUGACAAUAUUUUACAGUUUCUCAAAUGCAAACAAUUUUUAUGUAGUCAUUCUCCGUUUACUCAUGAGUGUGUGGCUUGUCGUUUAGGAAAAUCACAACGUUUUCCCUUUGUGGAUGCUAGUCAUUAUUCUUCUUGUCCUCUUCAAAUUAUUCAUUCUGAUGUAUGACAAUCCCUUGUUCUUUCUAAUUUUGGGUUCAAAUAUUAUGUCUGUUUUAUUGAUGAUUACUCUCGUUUUACAUGGAUUUAUCCCAUGCGCCUUAAGAGUGAAGUUUUUAUGCACUUUAAAAAUUUUAAAGCUUUGGUUGAAAAUCUUUUAAAUCAGAAAAUUAUAAAAUUUCAAAGUGAUGGAGGUGGUGAAUUUGUUAAUCAUAAUAUGCAGCAAUUUUUCUCAUCAAAUGGCAUUUAUUUUCAAAAAUCU